AUGGCUACAGAGAGACCUAAGAGUGGAUAUCAGGUGGCAAAAACUGAUUGGCAAAUAUUUACAAAUAAUGGAAGAUUUGAUAAUAAAUUACCACCAUCUCAACGUCUUAUUCGCGCAAAAUCAGCGGGUUAUAAGGUUUUCGUGCUGCCUAUACCGAAACCUGUGAAACCGAAACACGCAAAGCCGAUAACUGAAAAGGCACAACCGCAAGUAGAUAACGUCGAAAAUUGUGUUCUGGUAUGGUUGCAUCAAUCCAUGGACGGCAAAAGUAAGGUCAGCCAAGAAUCAAAAACCCAAUUGCAACAAAUUGUGAAUUCUGUCAAAAUAUUUGCGGAUCCAACAGAAUGUCAAGGAUUCAUGUCCAGUGUCAGAGAUGAAAAGAUUUUUGUAAUUCUCUCAGGCGCAGUCGAAGAGAACUUUGUUUCAAAUAUACACGAAGAAAAGCAGCUCGAAUCAAUCUAUGUUUAUAAUCCAAACAAAGUAAAAGAAGAAUCUUGGUAUAGUCAAUAUCCAGAAAUUCGUGGUAUUUACACCACUCUAGUAUCGUUGUGCGAACAAUUAGGCAAAGAUGUAAAAUACAUCGAUAGCACUCUUUUAAGCUUUGAAAUAAUGGAAAAAUCAUUGUCAAAAAAUUUAUCUAAGCAGAGUCAACAAGAAGUAAUGUUCAUGUACGAUCAGUUGUUUCGAGACAUUGUUUUAAAAGUACCAGACGAGAACAUGGAAGAUAUGUAUGAAUUUUGUGAAGAAAAAUAUCGAAAAAAUGAUGACGCACAAACAUUUAUCAAACAACUCAGAAAAACCUACACUGCUAAUGAAGCCAUCUGGUGUUACACUCAAGAUCAAUUUCUUUAUCGUAUGCUGAAUAAAGCUCUUCGCACUCAUCAGUACGAUACACUUUAUCUUCUGCGCGUAUUUAUUCGUCAUCUUCAUGAACAAAUCGCAAAAAUACAAGCAACAGAAAGUAUCGCUGGAAAGAAACUGUAUCGUGGACUACCAAUGGACAAUGAAGAUUUUGAGCAACUUAAAAAAAACAAAGGUGGACUUUUAUCUACGUCAAUGUUUCUUUCUACCAGUGUGGAUCGUGAAGUUGCUCUUGGUUUUGCUAAGCCACCUCCUGGAAAUAAUAAGAAAGUAGGCGUUUUAAUGGAAAUCACAGUCGAGAAAAAUACGGGAGUUCCUGUAGCGAACAUAGCUGCUAAUAGCCAAUUUAAAAACGAAAAGGAGUGGCUAUUUUCCAUGGGAUCAGUGUUUCGUAUCAAUUCACUAGAACACUUAUCUAACGAAGGAAUAUGGGUUGUCUCUUUGACAUUAACAGACGAGCAUGACCAGCGUCUUACUGCUUUGAAAGAACAUUUUAAAAAGUCUAUGGAAAACAGUAAUAAUUGCUUGAAUUUUGCUAAAUUAAUGUACCAAUUAGCAGCAUGGAAAAAAUCUGAAUAUUUCUAUUUAAUGGCACUCCAGAUGGAAACUUCACCACAACUUCGUUCAGUAUUAUACAACAAUCUAGCAAUGGUCAAAGGUGAAUUGCAACAGUAUGGUAUAGCACUGCAUUAUUAUAAUGAGUCGCUUACAUUAGAGGACAGAGUAUCGAGUAAAGCAACAACAUAUAACAAUAUUGCAACUCUUUAUCGUAAACAAAAGAAAAUGGAUAAAGCUAUUGAAUAUUUUCAAAAAGCAAUCGAAAUCUGUGAUACAGAAGAAACUAAGGACGAAGAACUGGUAGCUAUAUUGCACACUAAUAUAUCUUCAAUCCUUAAUGAUCAAGGCAAACACGAUGAAGCUCUUCAAAAAUGUCAUGAAGCACUCGCGAUUCAAACAAGAAUUUUCCCAGAGAUUCAUCCAUCCAUAGCAUGUACAUACAGUAGCCUUGCUAAUACAAUGUCUCACAAGAAAUUAUAUACAAAAGCUGUUGAGUAUGCUGAAAAAGCUUUCAAUAUUGAUCAACAAUCUUUACCACCAGAACAUCCUCAAACAUUGCUCCACAAGAAUAAUCUUGAAAUAUACAAACAACAACUAGAACAGCAUCAACAAUCUGAUAAAUGA
Messenger RNA from Adineta steineri, 2043 nucleotides. Lineage: Eukaryota; Metazoa; Rotifera; Eurotatoria; Adinetida; Adinetidae. The record is from the annotation of a GenBank genome assembly.